GUGUAUAUAUUUUCAUAGUACUUCAGUAAUGUAAUAAUAUUUUUAAAAUUUAAUUAUUAUAAAACAAUGAAAUCAACUAGCAGCGAUAAUUUGCAACAAAUUAAAAUCGUUGCACCAAUUACUAACAAACAUAAACAAUUGCUAACAUGGAGCUUAUAUUUAGCUACAAUUACAUAUGGACUAAUAAUCAAUGUAAUCGGUCCCGUAUUACACGAUUUGACCAAAAAAUAUGAUACAACUACUGAAGAAAUAUCAUAUAUAUUUAUGUGCUUUUAUUUUGGCUAUUUUAUUGGAGCCAUAUUAAAUAGUAUAACCUUUAAUUAUGUGAAUCGACAUUUAUCACUGGUUGUCAUAUUAUUAAUAAUGGCUGGUGUAGUACCGGCCAUACCCUACAGUCCCAAUCUUAGUGUGAUGUUUACUCUGGCAUUUAUAGCUGGCUAUUGUACUGGAGGCUUAGAUACGGCACUAGUAGUUUGGAUAGUCGAGAUAUGGGCCGAAAAGUCUAGUAUCUAUAUGGGUGGCUAUCAGGUAUUUUUCUCGAUGGGGAUUGUAUUAGGCCCGGUGCUAGCGGCACCGUUUGUAUCCGACUAUCACCCAAAUGAUCUAUUACCUAAACAAUUAAAGGACAGUCGACUAAUAAAAUUGAAUAAAAGUUCUUUGGUUGCGAAUAAUUAUGUUGAUAAUACUGUCGGUACAGAUAACAAUAAUAAAAACAUUGAUAACAAAUUACAUUACGGUAACAUUGAAAUACCGUUUAUUAUUUUGGGCGCACUUUUAUUACUGUCAGCACUGUUGCUAUUAGCCAUACAUUUCUAUAGACGGUAUACACCGCCUAAAAAGCUGACAUCACUUAAUGUUGAACAAAAGUCGACUGACCACAAUACUAGCAAAUGGCCAGAUAAAUCAAAAUUGAUUUAUAUCUGUUUAUUGGUGUUUACCCUUGGACCAUAUGUUGGUUUCGAAUUUAUGACAUUCCAACUGUUGCCCACCUAUUUGGAGUAUUCACACCUACAUAUGCCACCCAACGAGGGUGACCACAUGUUAACCAUAAUGACGGUCUCAUUUCUCGCUUAUUGUUUAAUAAGUUUUUUCUUAUCAAUGAAAUACUGGUCAAAAAAUUCUAUUUACAUCAAUUGGGCGGCAAUACUGAUCGGCAAUAUUAUACUAUUGGUCUUUAAUCACUCAUCACUGGGAAUGGGAGCCCUAAUAACCGGUUCAAUAUUUAUUGGUAUAGGACUGUCCACUUUGUAUCCGUCAGUGUUUGCAUUUGUCGAAUCACAAAUCGAAAUCAGUAACGUUGCCGGCGGUCUAGUUGUAUGUGCAUGUGGAUUUUUUUCGGCAAUUUUCCCGGUAAUAUGCGGCAAAUUUGUCAAUGAAAAUCCUGAAGUUAUACCAAUUAUGAAUUUGAUACUGGGUACAUUUGGUCUAACAGUUUUUAUUAUUUUGGAUAUACUAUUGUACCGUCAAAGUAAAACUAACAUAAAUAACGCUAUAAACAGCAAUAGGCCGUCAUUGAUGGGGGCGACAUCACUAAAACGAUUGUCAUUUAUGGGUAAUCCUAUAAACUCAUAA
This is a messenger RNA of Oppia nitens, 1572 nucleotides long. Its product is annotated as sodium-dependent glucose transporter 1-like. The record is from RefSeq and is a predicted model, not a curated record. The coding region runs from base 67 to 1572 and encodes 501 amino acids. NCBI's taxonomy places the organism in Eukaryota, Metazoa, Arthropoda, Arachnida, Sarcoptiformes, Oppiidae. Gene Ontology annotation, biological process: transmembrane transport. The transcript has 5 exons.